GAGACUUCUGCAUUGUUUCUGAAGGUCCGAGCAGCCGUCCAGGUAUCGAUCAUAAAUCAGGACUACGACAUAGCCCUUCAGUAUCUCAACGAUUACUCGGCCAUCGUCAGCUUUUCCUCGCAGCCGAAAGACCACGCCCAUUUGAGAGACAAUGCCUACCUCGAGUUCUUGUUCUACCAGUUUGUUGUCAACGUUUACCUGACUAUAUUCCCGUCAAAUGAUCCUUUGAAGUACAAGGACUCCAACGACACGGGAAGCUUCAAGUCCUUGGAUGGUAUAUACAAGAAAAUUGCGUUUUACCACAAUAGAAACGAGUCACUAUUAGCAUCCUGCCCUCCAGAAGAACCCAUAGAAUCCGAUGAUGAAACUAGUGACGAGGUAUGCACGGAAUUGAAGUUUUACUGGCUUUCUAAGAUCUUAAAUCUUGUGGUUCAGUUCAAGAGGCUCGAUUUUGAGGAUUUCUACAAGGAUUUUAUAUCUAUUUUACUUGCAUCUGACAAGUCCAUGAAGUUCUUUGUCAAUGAGUUGGGUGUUUUGAAGUCACGCAUACUAUCGAUGUUUUGCAUUGUGAUUAUCUUCCUCAAACCUUUCAAGGAUUUGUCCUUGCUUGAUAUCGACAAACUGGACCUAAUAAUCAACUUGUACACUUCGGACGAGCAGUGUUACGAAUAUGAAUUGUACAAUCAAAUCUUGGUCCCUUUACUGCAGUCCAACUUUGCAUUGGUCAAAGCCAAUUUGACCUUGAACGAAGGGUUUCUCAAUAGAUUCUCUGCCGAAUUGGGGUUCAGUGUGCCUGUUUCGCUUACGGAAAGCUCUCAAUUCCCUAAAGCUUUCCUCCAGUACGUGAGCUCCAUUAUUGACUACAAGAAUUGCUUAUUGAUAUUCUCGGUUAUCAAGCAAAUACCUCGUUUGAAGUUAAUGAAGCUCUUAGGUUACAAUCUUCAAGAAACCAGCGAGCAGAAAAUAAUAGAAAUCAACGAGCAAAUUCUACUUCUUAUUUCCAGUCUUGGGCUAGGUAAAAUCGGGAUUGGCUACCAAUUUGAUCAAGAUAUAUACUACAAUAAUGGAUCCAGGAGAGAAUUGGAUGCAGAAGAGUUGCAGGAUGGAUUGGACGAGCUAACCAACGAGUUGAGGGCCGAGAGUAUAGCCAAAAUGAUGAAGGGUGUGCUUCUAGAAAAG
Messenger RNA from Suhomyces tanzawaensis NRRL Y-17324, 1179 nucleotides. RefSeq lists its product as uncharacterized. The transcript is spliced from 2 exons. The annotation marks the transcript as partial. The record is from RefSeq and is a predicted model, not a curated record. Lineage: Eukaryota; Fungi; Ascomycota; Pichiomycetes; Serinales; Debaryomycetaceae.